CUCUUGCGGGUCGGUGAGUGUAAUGGGGACUUUGCAAUUUUUCUCAAUCAGUUGUCGCCGCGGACUGAGGAGUGACCUGGAAUUGGGAGACAUGGCGACCCAGGGAGCCACUCCAGGCAGCCAGUCAGAGGAGAGCAGCGCUUUGGACUUGCCGCCAGUUGAUGACAUAAGAGAUUACGUGCUGCAGAGACCCCACCAGGAGGCCCACAGCGAGGCUUUUAGUUCUGUGGAAGCCCUUUCUCUUCCUGGCUCUUCUGAUGUGGAUUCAGUGGCACCUCUCUGAGGAAUGAUCCAUUGUCUGGGGUAGAAAACAUCUAUCUAAGCACAACUGUGGGGCGAGACUUCAAAGGACAAGCUCCCUAGUGUAACCACCACACGGGGCUGUUUCCUGGAGGCCUUUUUGUCUGAGUCCCUUUCUAAUCUCUGUCCAGCUGCAUUCAGAGGCUCAACAGGGAGAGGGUGGAAUUGUUUUUUGUUUUGUUCUUUUAAAACUUCAGAAAGUAGCUGUGUGAGCCUGUUAUAUGUUAUAGGUAACAGGGACUUUAGACUUUAGUAUUCCUUGUAUGAAGUAUAUUCUGCAUUUGGGGAACAACUUUUCUACAAGUUUCCCUGGCUGAAUUGCCAAAAAGUCCAUUAUGUAAGCUUAAUGAUGAUUCCUUGACAUAUUAGUGACCAUCCCCGGUUGCAAAGCCCUUGUCUUCCCCAAUUCAUGCCUGGUCCAGACCUGGAGGUCCACGGACCUGGACUCAAAGCUCUGCCACUUACUGGCUAUGGGACUUGGGGGACAUUUCCUAACAGCUCUGAGCUCUGUAUACUUGACAUCAUCACUUGGACUUCUGUCAGACUUCUUAAAUUUGAUAUAUCCUAAACCAGAUUGCUAAUUCCUCUCCCUCCUCCCCAGUUCCUUCCCCCUCAUAUUCUGUGAGGCUUUCUCAUCUCAGAAAAGCACUUUUAUCCAUCUGUUCACUUAGCCCCAAACCUAGAAGUCCUUGUCAACCUCUCUGACAUCCGGUCCCUUACUGUCAGCUCCACCAAAUAAAUCUAGAAUCUAAACAGUUUUGCCAUCUCCACGGCCACCACCCUGGUAUGAGCCACUCUUGUCUGUCUUCUGGAUUAUCGUUGAGUCUCCUGACCACUCUUUCCAUACCUGUCCUGUCCUCCUACCAUCUCUUCUCAGCAGAGCCAC
Molecule: messenger RNA, 1186 nt
Organism: Ailuropoda melanoleuca (giant panda)
Lineage: Eukaryota; Metazoa; Chordata; Mammalia; Carnivora; Ursidae
Product: shieldin complex subunit 1-like
Exons: 3
Coding region: 23-283 (86 amino acids)
Biological process (GO): positive regulation of double-strand break repair via nonhomologous end joining; negative regulation of double-strand break repair via homologous recombination; positive regulation of isotype switching
Cellular component (GO): site of double-strand break
Source: RefSeq, a predicted model, not a curated record